This is a messenger RNA of Acyrthosiphon pisum (pea aphid), 2664 nucleotides long. RefSeq names its product zinc finger MYM-type protein 1-like. NCBI's taxonomy places the organism in Eukaryota, Metazoa, Arthropoda, Insecta, Hemiptera, Aphididae. The record is from RefSeq and is a predicted model, not a curated record. Gene Ontology annotation, molecular function: protein dimerization activity. The transcript has 3 exons. Bases 16 to 2619 code for a protein of 867 amino acids.
AUUAAUUUAACUAAAAUGUUUACAGAUAUUAACGAAGUAGACCAAGUUUCUGUUGAUAAUUCAUUUGAAAAUGUUUUAUCUAGUUCAGUUUCCACUCAGGCUUCUACGCACGACAUUUCACCAGGUAUUAAUGAAGUAGAUCAAGUUUCUGUUGAUAAUUCAUUUGACAAUGUUUUAUCUAGUUCAGUUUCUGCAGAAACGUCACCAGGUAAUUUAUUUAAAAAUGAUCCAGUGCAUUUCAUUAAUAGCAAGUUAACUCCUGAAGAAAUUAAUUUGAUCAUUCAAUUAGGCCCUUGUCAACCAUGCUCAGAUGAUCUUCCUCAAAAACAUUUUCCAUUUGAUAAAACUUCCAGACAUGGCCAUUUUAAUGAACAGUGGUACUCUCGGUUACUUCCUGAUGGUUCUAGAGUUAUUAGGGAUUGGUUAUCAUACUCACCUACACUAGACACAGUUUUUUGUUUGCCGUGUAUGCUCUUUACUGGCCACAAUAAGCAUAAAGCUGUUACAACAUGGACAAAAGUUGGAUAUUCUACAUGGCAAAAUGGUCGUCAAAAUAUUAUGCUACAUGAAAUAAGUAAUAUACAUGUCAAUGCUUCAAUAACACUAAAAACUAAGAAAAAUUCUAUGCCAAUCAUUCCAGCACUAGAAAGUAGUCGAAAAACCAAUGUUGCAUUAAACAGACAAAUUGUUUUUGAGUUAAUAGACAUUACUUUGUAUUUAGCUCGACAUAAUUUAUCUUUUCGUGGGCACAGAGAAGGUUGGGAAGAAAAAAAUAAAGGAAAUUUUAAGGAUAUUUUAUUGUUGAUGGCUCCAAAUUCGUAUGCAUUAUCUUCCCAUAUAAAUUCUAUUAAAUCCCAGGGCAAACAUGUGUGCUCGUUUAUAAGUUGGGAAAGACAAAAUCAACUUAUCAGUUCUAUAUCAGAAUUUAUCGGGUCAACCAUAAGAUCAGAUAUAAAGAGAUCUCGAAUGUUCAGUAUUUCAAUAGAUUCGACCUUUGAUGCUGCUAGAAAAGAGCAGGUAUCAUUUAUAAUAAGAUAUGUUAGUCAUUCAUCUGGGAACAUUUUUGAACGUUUAUUGGCUCUUAAAGAAUCUCCUGUUACAACUGGAGAAUCGUUGUUUAAUCUUUUUGAAUUAGUCAUGGAUCGUGAAGGCCUUGAUUGGAAAAAUGAACUUGUUGGUCAGUCAUACGACGGUGCUAGCAAUAUGAGUGGGGAAUACAAGGGCCUACAAGCAAGAAUUAAUGUAGAAAAUAAUUCAGCUAUCUUUGUGUGGUGUCAUGCUCACCGAUUAAAUUUGGUAAUGGCCAAUGCAGUUUCAUCUAGUUUAGAUGCUGUUGAUUUAUUUGGAAAUCUAGAAUCCAUUUACUCUUUUAUUUGGUGUAGUAAGAAAAGAGCUGCUUUAUUCAGAGAAUUUCAAGACAAACAUUAUCCUAAUAUGCAAAAGAAAUCUAUGAAACGUGUUGCAACCACAAGAUGGGGAUCACAUGAUGCAGCACUUGAAACUGUUUUACAAAAAUUUGAUGCAAUAUUAGAGACUCUGGAAGAAACAAGAAAAAAUGAAGGAUCUGGUGAUGUAAAAGUGGGUUCUACUAUUGCAGGAUUUAUGAAAUACUUUUUAUCAUAUCGAUUUGUGUUAACCGCAUAUACUUUUAAAAAAAUAUUUACUGUUUUAAGUCCAUUGUCAAAGAUUAUGCAAUCGGUAGAUAUUGAUUUGUUGACUGUAACCAACAUAGUUGAAACUUCCAAACAUGACUUAAAUUUUCUUAGAGAUGAUGAUAAUACUUUUGAUAAUCUUUAUGAACAAGCACAAUCAUUUAUAGACAAAUCAGAUUAUGAGUUUGAAGUCUUAAAAACGACAAGAAUAAAGAAAGUACCUAGAAAACAUGACGAAAAAUGUACCGAUGAACGAAUUCAAGAUCCCAUUCAGUUGUUUAAAAUCAAUACAGUACUUCCAGCACUAGAUCAUGUGAACAAUGAAAUGAAUAAACGUUUUAAUCCAGAUCAUAUUGGUAUUUUAAAAGACAUUUCUCUGUUUUCAUUAAAAAGAAUAGAAGAAAUCAUGAAAAAGCCAAUUUUGUUGCCAAUUGAUUCAUUUGUAAAACUUUGUAAUACUUAUAAAAUAUUAGACAUAAAUUGUUUGCGUACUGAAUACUUGCAGUUUACUUCACGUUUUCCCGAGAUAAAAAAAACAUUAGUUCUGCCAGCAAAAUUACAUACAGAAACAGAAUUAAAUAAAUCAGAUGAUGAAGAAUUUUUGUUCAGUGAUGCAUCUUCAGGUAUGGACGAUAAUGACAACAAAACUUUAAAAGAAAAUAAAAAUUCAAAAAGUUUGAUUUAUAUAUUUAAUUUAUUACAUUCUACUGGUUUGGAUAGUGUAUUCCCACAUCUGUAUUCUGCUAUUAAAAUUGCCGUAACAUUGCCAGUUUCUAGUUGUAGCACUGAAAGAUCAUUUUCAAAAAUGAAACUAGUCAAAACAAGAUUAAGAUCAUCGACAUCUGAAGACCGCCUAGAAGGCCUAGUUAAAAUUUCUUGUGAGAAUGACAUUGUAAUUGAUAAAGAUUUAGUAGUAGAUAUUUUUGCACAAAAAAGUAGUGUAUUGAUUAAAUCAUUAAUUUUAUAAGAUUUUAACUUUUAAUUAAAUAAAAGCUUGAUUAUCUAUGUAGUA